Molecule: messenger RNA, 2131 nt
Organism: Ctenocephalides felis (cat flea)
Lineage: Eukaryota; Metazoa; Arthropoda; Insecta; Siphonaptera; Pulicidae
Product: gastrulation defective protein 1 homolog
Exons: 1
Coding region: 90-2012 (640 amino acids)
Biological process (GO): regulation of DNA double-strand break processing
Cellular component (GO): nucleus; site of double-strand break
Molecular function (GO): protein binding
Source: RefSeq, a predicted model, not a curated record
UCAUAAAAGAUGUUUGAUUAACUUGAAAAUAAACAAUUUUCUUAUAUUUGUAUAUAUUUAGCAAUAAAAGUGGCAUAUAAUAUAUAACAAUGCAACGAAAAAAAAUAGCAUUUGGGAAAAUUGGAUCAAAUUUUAUGAGGGGAUCUGAAAACCGAAAUGAUAUUGUUAUACAGAAUGGCUUUGGAAAAUUUGGGGGCACCAGCACUAAUUCCGUUGAAACUGAAAGUAUUCCACAGGAUCCUGAAACGCAAAAAGUUAAAGAAACUAUGGGAAUUACCGGGUUUGGCCGCAAAGCAAAAACUUUUGAUGUAGAAGAAAUGGUGAAGCAAAUUCAUCAAACUGUUAGAGAUAAAACUAAAGAUAUAAUUAAAGAUAAUACUAAAGAUGAUUCUGAAGAAGAGAGUGAUAUUGUAGGUCCCUUACCUUCCAAUUUAACAUCUGAAAAUGCUGAUAAAACUGUGGAAUCCGAUAAAAGUGAAGACAGUUAUGAUGAUUUAAGUGACUCAGAUGAAGAUGAUUCUAAUGAAAAACUUUUAAUAAACCGUAUACCUUUAUCCCAUGAGGUGAAUAUGAAUCAUGGCACAAAAGCUGUUGUUGCAAUUGCUGCUGAUCCUUCAGGAGCUCGGCUAGCAUCUGGCUCAAUUGAUUAUAAUGUAUCUUUUUGGGAUUUUGCUGGUAUGGAUAACUCUAUGAAGUCUUUCCGCACAUUGCAGCCUUGUGAAACGUAUCCUAUAAGAUGUUUAGAAUAUUCAAGUACUGGUGAUCUUAUACUUGUAAUAUCAGGAACAUCGCAAGCUAAAGUUCUUGAUAGAGAUGGUUUUGAAAAAGUUGAAUGCAUAAAAGGUGAUCAAUAUAUUGCAGAUCAAUCGAGAACAAAAGGCCACACAGCUUCCUUGAAUUGUGGUUCUUGGCAUCCUUCUGUAAAAGAGGAGUUUUUAACUUGCUCUCAAGAUGGUACUUGCCGACUAUGGAACCUGAAGAAUCCAAAACAACAUAAAAAUAUUAUGAAGGCAAGAACCCAAGGAGGUUUAAAAGCAAAUCCAACAACAUGCUCUUACAAUCGUGAUGGAAAUCUAAUUGCAUGUGGAUGUUACGAUGGUUCAAUACAAAUUUGGGAUCAUAGAAAAAACUUUGUAAAUACAGCCUUUCUUUUAAGAGAUGCACAUAUGAAGAAUAAUGAAAUUUCCUCUUUAAGUUUUUCAUAUUUAGGAUCUUAUUUUGCUACUAGGAGUUGUGACGAUACAAUGAAAUUAUGGGAUAUAAGAUUUUUUAAAAAACCUGUACAUGUUGCUGAUAAUCUAUACUCUAGAUAUGAUACAACAGAUUGUAUGUUCAGCCCUGAUGAUUCAAUGCUGAUUACUGGGGAGUCGUUGAACAAAGGAAAAAAUGAGGCCCGAUUGAUGGUUUAUAAUACACACACAUUUGAAACUGUGACAGAAGUUCCUGUUACUACUUCUCAUGUAAUAAAGACAUUAUGGCAUCCAAAACUUAAUCAAAUAUUUGUAGGAUGUGGCAACGGGUUGGUAAAGUGCUACUUUGAUAAUAAUAUGAGUAUGAGAGGUGCUAAAUUAUGCAUUGUUAAAAUGCAUAGGAAACAAAAGAAUGUCGAGAGCAUUAGUGAAGUUCAAGUGAUAACACCUCACGCUUUACCUAUGUUUAGGCAAGAAAGAUCUAAAACCACAAAAAAGAAAAUGGAAAAAGACAGAUUGGAUCCAGUUAAAUCCAGACGUCCAGACCUGCCAAUUACUUCUGGUCAAGGCGGCAGAGUUGCUUCUUCUGGAAGCACUCUUAGUUCUUAUGUUAUUCGUAAUUUGGGUUUAAGCAAACGAGUUGAUGAUGAUCAAGAUCCAAGAGAAGCAAUUCUUAAGUAUGCAAAAGAAGCUGAAGAAAAUCCAUAUUGGAUAGCUCCAGCUUAUAGCAAAACUCAACCUAAACCAAUAUUUAGCAGUGAUAAAGAUGGAAAAUUAGAUCAAACAGAAGAACCACCACAAAAAAAGUCUAAACCGGAUUGAGAAAUGUCAUUUCAAAUAGAGCUAUUAAAAUAUAAUAAAGUUAUAAUAAUACAUUUUAAAAUAAUAAAAUCCAUCAUUGUUUAUGAUAUAUUUUCAGCUUAUUCAGUAUAAAGCCCUAU